Messenger RNA from Prinia subflava (tawny-flanked prinia), 2542 nucleotides. RefSeq names its product zinc finger protein 501-like. Bases 623 to 2377 code for a protein of 584 amino acids. The record is from RefSeq and is a predicted model, not a curated record. The transcript is spliced from 2 exons. Lineage: Eukaryota; Metazoa; Chordata; Aves; Passeriformes; Cisticolidae. Gene Ontology annotation, molecular function: RNA polymerase II cis-regulatory region sequence-specific DNA binding; DNA-binding transcription factor activity, RNA polymerase II-specific. Gene Ontology annotation, biological process: regulation of DNA-templated transcription.
CUCUGGAGGCUCCGUGGCCGCUGGGGACACUCCGGAUGGGGGGACACGCCCGGGUGACACUCGAGGAACAGGCGGGUCCGGGUGCGGCCCCUCAACCCCCGCCGGUCCGGCCCCCGCGCCCGCCGCUGUCACCGCCGGGGUCACAGCAAGGGGGGACAGGGACAGGGACAGGGCUGCUCCCCCUGCCCCGUUCCAUCCCGGCUGGCGGAGCCCUGCAGCUGCCCUGGGGGCCCUGGGGCUGCCCCGGGGGCUGCGCCCCGAGCCGGGGCCCCUUCCCAGCGCUCCCAGUCUGCCCAUCCAGCCUGGAGCAGCAGCGAGGGCUUCAGCCGGGACGGCAGAGAGGCGCUGCUGGGGGCCCGCCUCACUUGGGUUUGGUUUGUUCUUCCCAACUCCGGGGAAAAACGACUUGGGGAGUUUUCUGCCACAAAUCUCCCCCCGGCUCCACUCACCCGAAGGAGCUUGGGCGUUUUCCCUUUUUGGGGGAAAUCAAAGCCAUGCACGGAUGCUCCAAAUUAGGGCUAGGAGAACUGAUGGCUUUGCUCGGAGCCGGUAGCAGCCAACACGCAGCGCUGGGAAAGGCGGGCCGGGAGGUGCGGAGAACUUUGUUGGUGUUUGCAGCUCGAUGCCGCCUCGGGCCCGGGCCCGUGCCAGGGCUGUUCCUCAUCUCCGCCUUUCCCCUCACACAGCCCGGGGGGCGCUGAGAGCGCGGGCCGAGGCUGGGCCGUGUGCAGAGCCCGGGGCUGGCUGUGUGCGAUUGGCUGAUUGUGGCGUCAGUCGUGGUUGUGCGGCGCUGAUUGGGCAGAGCGGGGAGCAGGCCGGGGCCGGGCCCGCCCCCCGAGAGGCGCCAUGGGCGGAGCGCGUGUGCGGGCCCGGGAGCGGCGGCAGCGGCCGGAGCCCGGUGAGGCGGCGGCGGAGCUCGGAGGCGGCCCCAGCGCAGGAUUUUUCAUUCCCAAGGAGUGUCCUGAUGGAGGAGGAGGAAAAGCCCCAGAGAUCCCGCCCGAGGAGGGGCUGCAAACCCAGCGCAGGGAGCUGCAAGGAGGAAAGACCCCCCCUGUGCCAGGAGGGCGGCCGGAGAUGCAGGCGGAGCUCAGAGCUGGGGGAGAAGCCUGAUGGAGGGGAGAAGGCUCACAAGUGCUUGGAAUGUGGGAAGGCUUUCAGCUACAGCUGCCACCUGAUCCGGCACCAGGUGAUCCACACUGGGGAACGGCCCUAUGAGUGUGGGGAGUGUGGGAAGAGCUUCAACCUCAGCUCCAGCCUGGUCCAACACAAGAGGAUCCACACUGGGGAACGGCCUUUUGCAUGUGGGGAAUGUGGGAAGAGGUUCAGCCAGAGCUCCAGCCUGAAUCAACACCAGAGGAUCCACACUGGGGAAAAGCCUUAUGAGUGUGGGGAGUGUGGAAAGAGCUUCAGGCUGAAGGGCAGUCUGAUAGAACACCAAGUUAUCCACACUGGAGAACAGCCUUAUGAGUGUGGGGAGUGUGGGAAGAGCUUCAGCCACAGCUCCAGUCUGAUCCGGCACCAGAGGAUCCACACUGGGCAACGGCCCUUUAAGUGUGGGGAAUGCAGGAUGAGCUUCAGCCAGAACUCCAGCCUGAUUCAACACCAGAGGAUCCACACUGGGGAAAAGCCAUACAAAUGUGGGGAAUGUGGGAAGAGCUUCAGCCAGAGGGGCGGUCUUAUGAAACAUGAGGUGAUCCACACCGGGAAACGACCCUAUGAGUGUGAGGAGUGUGGGAUGAGCUUCAGGCAGAAAGGCGCUCUUACACAACACCAGAGGAUCCACACUGGUGGAAAGCCCUAUGAAUGUGUGGAAUGUGGGAAGAGCUUCAGCCAGAGCUCUGGCCUGAGGAAACACCAGAGGAUUCACACUGGUGAAAAGCCCUUUGAGUGUGGGGAAUGUGGGAAGAGCUUCAUCCAGAGAUAUCAGCUGAGGGAACACCAAAGGAUCCACACUGGGGAGAAGCCCUACAAGUGUGGGGAAUGUGGAAAGAGCUUUAGAGAAAGCUCAGCCCUGAUCCGGCACCAGGUGAUGCACACUGGGGAAGGGCUCUACACCUGCUUGGAAUGUGGGAAGAGCUUUGGAUGGAGCUCUGACCUGAGAAAGCAUCAGCGCACCCACACUGGGGAGAGGCCCUACGAGUGUACUGAAUGUGGGAAGAGGUUUGUAAGGAGCUCUGAUUGCCUCGUACAUCAGCGAUGUCAUACGGAGGAGAGGCCCUUCCGCUGCCUUGACUGUGGGAAGGGCUUCAAGCUCAACUCACACCUCACUGUCCACCAUCGCAUCCACACCGGGGAGAGGCCCUACAAGUGUCCCCAGUGUGGGAAGAGCUUUUCCAGUAGCUCAGCCGUGACCAAACACCAACGGAGGCACCACUAAGGGAAGCCCCGUGAGUGCUCCAAUAUCGUUAGGUUUUGGGACAGUGAAAUAAUGAUCUGAGACUCAGAGCCUUCAUUGCAGAGCAUAUAGCGAAAGUUUAUUAGAAACACAUUCUUUUUAUGCAGUGCUUUGGUACAAUAAAUGUGAUUGGUCAUUUAGAGCCUA